AUGAGUGGUUCACACGGUACACUUGAAGUAACCAUUAUCGAAGCUCGUCAUCUCAAAGAUCAAGACAUCGUUGGCAAAAAUGAUGCUUUCGUUGAAGUCUAUCUAGACAAAGACUACAAACAACGAACAAAGACGAUUAAGAAUAACAACGAUCCUCAGUGGAACGAAACAUUUACCUUUAAUUUAUCGCGAAAUCAUGACGAUUUACAUCUUCAUGUUUAUGAUGACGAUGCAGUCGGCAAAGAUUCGAUCGGCGAAGCAAAGAUUGAUCUGAGAAAGCAUGAUUUUUCCAAAGGCGCUUUUGACGAGUGGAUAAAACUACCCGCCCUGUUAGGUCUUCGUUCGAAAGGCGAAAUUCAUGUAAAGAUCGAACAUAAAGAAUGA
Adineta ricciae is the source of this 384-nucleotide messenger RNA. The record is from the annotation of a GenBank genome assembly. NCBI's taxonomy places the organism in Eukaryota, Metazoa, Rotifera, Eurotatoria, Adinetida, Adinetidae.